ACUAGAGGCGGUCAGGGCACACAGCUGCCUUUACGAUAAAUUAUUAAAAGAAAAGGCUUGGGAUGCCGUUGCAUGCGCUGUGGGAGUACCUGGUAUGUAAUUGUAUAUAUGUAUAUGUAUAUAAAUAUAUAAAAAAAUUACCUUAUUUAAUUCUUCCAAUAGCGACUAACUGCCAAACAAGGUGGAAGUCUCUCAGAGACCGCUUCGUCCGGGAGACAGGCUUACAGAAGAAGAAGUCAGGAUCUGGUGCCGAAGAUGGAGCCACAUGGCAAUAUUUGGAAGCCAUGGAUUUUAUGCGAGACUUCGUUGCUCCUCGAAAAACAUUUUCCAAUCUGGAUUUUACUUCACAGGAGGAGGAAAUAAACGGCAUCAGCCCGUGCAACGUGACCGAAACCUCUUAUUAUGAGGAGUAUGAAGUAAGCUCUCCUCUUCCUUCUGUUCCGGCAAACGACACGGAGCAGUCCAACAGCGCAAAAAAAAAUAAACGGCGUCGUGUAGAAGACGAGGCGAACGAGAGGUUCGGAUCACUAUGCGUGGCGGUCAAUGAAUUUGUUGGCUCCAAAUCCGAAAGCUUUAAUAAUAGCCGCAAUUUUGAGUUUUAUAAAGUUCUGGACAGCUAUGUAUUGAAACAUCCGGAGCAGGCCCAAUCAAAGUUGUGA
Molecule: messenger RNA, 659 nt
Organism: Rhagoletis pomonella (apple maggot)
Lineage: Eukaryota; Metazoa; Arthropoda; Insecta; Diptera; Tephritidae
Exons: 2
Coding region: 63-659 (198 amino acids)
Biological process (GO): regulation of transcription by RNA polymerase II
Cellular component (GO): transcription regulator complex; nucleus
Source: RefSeq, a predicted model, not a curated record